Molecule: messenger RNA, 1959 nt
Organism: Corylus avellana
Lineage: Eukaryota; Viridiplantae; Streptophyta; Magnoliopsida; Fagales; Betulaceae
Source: RefSeq, a predicted model, not a curated record
UCCCCUUGGUUCCAACCUCCAAGUACAGACUACAGAACAGAGGUAUCAUCGUCAUCAUCAGCAACAACAAAAGCUAAAGAGUCAAAGCCCUCAAGCCCCGAGACCCUUCUUCUCCUUCACAUGUCUCUCUAAGGUGGUAAACUCGCUUUUGUUGAACAUAAUAUGGUGAGCAUGCCUUUCAAAUGAUGUUUAGCUUUCACAGCUUCGAAUAGCAGCUUGAUGCUGGGAGCAGUAUGCUGGUGAUAGUUGGGAGAAAUGCAAAGGUAUCAUGCUGCCAGCUGUACUAGUGCAGUUAAUAACAGUGCAAUAGGUGGGCCAUCAGCUCGGGAUACUGCCCGAGCUGAUUCAUCUUCAUUGUCAGCUAACUUUGCCUUGAAUCGUAGGGAAUAGUUUAGAAAUGGAGAGAAAGCAGAGGCAUUUGCGAUUGCAGUUUCUGCAUGAAGAACAAAGGUCACAAACCCACUGGUCAACUAGUGCAAACAGCCAGGAAUGCUGGGUAUUCAUCUGUUUUGGAAAUGCUGAAUGUCAAAGGUCCUGAUAAUUUGUGUCAAGAAGAGGUUGUUGAAAUCAUGGGUGAAACACCAAAAAAGGCGGUUGCUUCAAACAAGGGACCUGAAGUGGCUUCACCGAGAAAAACGGGGAAGGAAAAUUUUUUUGGUGGAAAGACUGAUGCUGACUUGAAUUCUCAAAAAUUGGAAACAAACUGUAGUGAGAAGAAGUCAAAGAAAACAAAGCAGGAAGGAGAUUGCUCUCAUUUAUGGUGGCCAUCACAACUAACUCUAUACAAGUUGAAGUGUGAUAAAGAACCUUUAAAUUCCCGACUUGGGCCACCUGACUUUCACCCCCAAACUCCAAAUUGCCAUGAGGAGACUCUCACCCGAGACUAUGUGCAAUCUGGUUACAGGGAGACCAUCAAAGGAAUUGAGUAGGUCAUACAGAGUUAUUACUAUGUCCUGGUUUGUAGGAAGGUAAAUGGCUUGUUUUCCAAUGGAUGACUAACAAAGUCGUGGGUGGUUUAAGAAUUCUUGAUUUUAAGGGUGAAUACCAUAAGAUUCAAAGCCAUGGAAUUGUGGUGUUGGCCAUGCAUGUUUGCCUUCUAACAUACUGUUGACAACAAUCUCAAUUCUUCUGUAUUCUCCUUCGGUGGUUAUUCUCUUGCUUGGUUUUACUUGCUGGGUGUGCUAGGAAACUAGCGAGAUCUCAUUAACUCAGGUUCAAGCUUCUACUAAGCCUUUUAUCAUCAAGUGCAAAGAGGUGAAUCACUUAGGCUACUAUAGAAGUCUAUUUUCUCUUACUGAGCAACAAAUUAUUGCUACUAUUCUUUUCCACCAGAAUCUGUAGGCUCAUGAUUUGUGACUGUUUGCUCUUCUUUGCUGGCGAUCAGAAAACGUCUUAGGGCCAUCAAUGAAUCUCGUCCUCAAAAACGGAAGGCUGAUCAGGUUUAUGGUGUGCCUCUUUCUGAUUCACAAUUAGCUAAACCCGAUGUCUUUCCUGUACAAAGACCAUGUGUUGGAGACUUCCGGAAGAAAUGGAUUGAGGUCCAUUGGGCUAUCCUGUUUAAUGGAGAGAAAGUAUUGGUCAAAGUUUUGAGACCUGGACUUAAUUCUGCAAAUGAAGAUUGGCAAGAGAAGCUUGAGAUGGAAAGAAUGAAGCAUAAUGGAGAGAAAGUAUUGGUCAAAGUUCAGAGACCUGAUCUUAAUUCAGGAAGGGAAGAUUGGCAAGAGAAGCUUGAGAUAAGACAAAUCAAGCUUGAUAUGGAAAUUAUGAUAAUGGAUACAAGCGGCUUGACUCCGAUACAACAAGAAUAUUUUCAUUUACGCCAAAUGGAAAUUCUUGAGAAUUGUCUAAAUAGUCAUCACCAUUGGAAUGUAUUUCUUUAAGUGACCUAAUCAUGCCAUUUUUGUAUUGUGCUAGGAUUCUGUCAUUUCUUGUUUUCAAACAUUUUUAUUUUCUUGUUAA